CAUUGCUGGGGUUGAGACCUCGAAACUGUGAAUAGUGAAGAAACAAUAAAAAGAAAUGGUCGGAAUCACCGUUGAACCGCUCAGCCCUCCAGCCGGCUCUGAUAUCGAUUUCGGUGCUGUGGUCACCAAUGUCGAUUUGGAGAACCUGACCGAUGAUGCGUUUGAUAUCAUCAGCGACGCCCUCCACAAGCACCUCGUUGUAGUUGUCAAGAACCAGCACAAUCUUACCCCCAAGGCGCAGUACGCCCUCACGCGUCGUUUCGAUCCGGCUGCCUCGCAGUAUGGCCAUGGGAAGACUCUGGAUGCCAAACGCAGUGUGCUUCAUCCGGAUCUGAAGACCGUUCCUCACCAACCGCAAGUCCAGGUAAUUGGACACGGGUUUGUACAGUCCUACGAGGGCCUCAGCAAUGUCCAGCUGAAGCACCCGCACCACCGCACUUUCCACCGCGAUCCCAUUCCGGACGACGAUGACUAUGACUUCACCCGGUUUUACCGCUGGCACAUUGACGCUGCCCUCUACGACUUGUAUCCGCCGCGCGUGACCACGUUGCUCGCCGUGCAAGUCCCCAAAGGCCGUCGCCAGACGCUCCGCUACGACGACGGAUCAGACGACAAGCUAGACGUCCCUCUGGGGACCACUGCCUUUGUAAGCGGCGAAAGGAUGUUCGAGCUUCUCUCCGACGAAGACCGGGAGUUGGCCCUCGGCAGCAAGGUCGAAUACGCACCUCACCCAUACAUCUGGAUGAGCUCUGCCCGCGCCCUGCCCACCGGACUAGGCAUGUACACCGAGAACCUCGAGCUGCCCCUCUCCGAGCUCCCGCCCAUCGACGAAUCCAAGAUCCAAGUACUUCCCAUGGUCUGGCAAAACCCCGGCACCGGCAAGCCUGCUCUCCAGAUCCAUCCGGCCGCGGUGCGUAGGAUCCAUCUCAAGGACGGCACGGUCAUCGACGACCUGGCGCGGGUGCGGGAGAUCGUGUACAAGCUGCAGCGCCCCGCGAUCAGCCCGAAAUACGUCUACGCGCAUGAUUGGGAAGAAGGGGAUUUUGUUUUCUUCCACAACCGGGGCGUGAUUCAUUCGGUUGUUGGGGCCUUUGGCGCAGGCGAGGUGCGGCUUUUCAGACAGUGUAAUUUGGCGGCGGCGGAGCCUCCGUUGGAGUAUCAGCAGUGAACUUUUCUUUCUUUCUUUCUUUCUUUCUUUCUUUCUUUCUUUCUUUCUUUAUUGGCGUGUACUUUAGUUAGGUUAGAUUGAAUAAACUGCAUGUAAUGUGGC
Aspergillus ochraceoroseus IBT 24754 is the source of this 1270-nucleotide messenger RNA. Its product is annotated as TauD/TfdA family dioxygenase. Gene Ontology annotation, molecular function: oxidoreductase activity. The transcript has 3 exons. The record is from RefSeq and is a predicted model, not a curated record. The coding region runs from base 56 to 1168 and encodes 370 amino acids. Lineage: Eukaryota; Fungi; Ascomycota; Eurotiomycetes; Eurotiales; Aspergillaceae.